Raphanus sativus (radish) is the source of this 1446-nucleotide messenger RNA. RefSeq names its product F-box protein At4g00755-like. The record is from RefSeq and is a predicted model, not a curated record. The transcript is spliced from 6 exons. The coding region runs from base 258 to 1316 and encodes 352 amino acids. Lineage: Eukaryota; Viridiplantae; Streptophyta; Magnoliopsida; Brassicales; Brassicaceae. Gene Ontology annotation, molecular function: protein binding.
GUAUCCAACAAAAGCAAAGAUGCGUCUGAACCUCUCCACGCUCGCAUGGCGAAUCUUCUAAAAAAAACUAAACCAAAACCCUAAUACGUCUUCACUUGUUGUUGUUGUCUUCCCCAAUCCUCCACCGCUUCGCUUCUCGCAGCAUCACAACUCUGUCUUCUUCGUUACCCAGAAGAAGAAUCAUUGUCCGUACAAAUCGUCCUUCGUUUUCUUUCCCGAUUCUCUCGAGACCCAUUUCAUCAGGCAAGAUCUUGGCCAUGGCGUCGACCUCGUCAACAUCUCCGAAACAUACCAAUCGCCUAGCCACUGAGCACAGUCCUUAUCUACUUCAGCACGCGCACAAUCCGAUAAUGGAGUUUACAACUAUAGAAGAACUGGACUUGAAGAUCUUUUCGCUUUUGGGUCCGUCUGAUCUCAUGCGUGCUUGUCUUGUUUCACGUUCCUGGUGCCAGUUUGUGAGUGGCAAUCCGUUCAUGAGAGACAUAGUUCGAGAGAUGGUAGAUGUAGCUAACACUGGAGUCACUUUCAGCAACGAGCACCCUGAUUAUGCAUUGCUAAUCAGAGCACUGAAGUAUGCUCCUAGGAUUAACUGCCUCUCUGAAGCAGUACAGGCAUCGUCUCAUCAUCAUGUUGAUGUAUAUGACAACAUCUCUAACACCGUCCAUGACUAUAUGCUGGCGGGUCCUUGGAUGAGCAGAGGACGAAGUGAUCCAUCGGAGGGAACAGAAUGGCUCAUGUAUAAGCUGACUGAGUUGUCUCUCGUUGGUAGCAUCAUGAUAUACCUAGAACCAACUUAUCCUAGCCUACCGGUCUCUCCAGUCUAUGGAACACGUUCUGUUCGCUUCAUCUUUGGCGAUAUGAACGAAGAAGGUGUUUUCACUACGACUUUUGCCACACCUUUCUUUCCGAUGACUCAGAAUAGGUGCCAGAAAUUUAGUCUCAGGAAACCUCUUAUCUGCAUCCGCAAGUUUCUGGUGGUUGAGUUUCAUGAACCGGUUAUAUCAUCUGAUGGUCUAUACCAUAUGGGGGUCUCGUAUAUCCAUGUCAAGGGAAGAGAUCUUGGAAGCUCAUUUAGACUUUCUCCGACAAGGGACUUGGCGCUGCAAGCUAUCACUUACUUGGACCCAAAGGUCAAGAGUGAGCUUGAUAUACUUGAUGCUCGUCUUCGUGUGGGUGAUGAUGUUCAAACUCCAAAGCUAGUGGAAUUCUUGAAGGACGGAACAAUGUGUGAGCGGUGUGGAUUGUUUCUGGAGAGUCAUGUCAAGAUUUUGUAUUUACUAUCUUUGUCUCGUAUGUUUGUUUCAAAUGAUGUAUAGUUUCUCAAUUGUAAACUUCGAUGCAUGUAAGCAUGUUCACCAAAAUGUUGUUUCAAAAUAUUAUGUUUACUAGUCAGUUACAAUGGCAUGUGUUCUGUUUCCCUGAAAUUUACUAGUCAGCAUCCGGGAA